AUGAAUUUACAGGAGGAUGCCGAUGCUUUGGGUUCUACUCACUAUCAUGAGGUUUUUAUUCGCAACAAGUGGUAUUCCAUCAGCCCAGCUACCAUCAACAAGUAUCUAAAUCGUUACUCGUCCGAUCAUUCUGUUUCUAUGAGUCUCAACUCUCUUGUGGGUACACUCACUCACAAUCGGGUUGUUGUUUGGCCUAAAACUGGUCUUCAGUCUCAACACUUAACAGCAGUAUAUUCUGUUCUCUUGCGAUUGGCCGGUACUAACUGGUUACCAUCCGUCAAUGCCAAUUUAGUGUACAAAAAGAUGGGGUUUUUUCUCUACAAAAUUCAAAAUAAGCUAGCGGUUGAUCUUGGCUCAGUUAUAUUCUCACAUAUGAUGUCUUUUACCAAGAAGAAGAAGGAGGCCAAGGUUCAUCUUCCGUACCCGAGUCUCAUUUACGGCGUCCUGACUGCUCAAGGUUUUACCCCGUAUGAUCAUGAACCUAUUCUGGAAAAUGAGCAUUUUUAUCAGUUUGACCUGCGUCUGGCUCAGGGCCAUCAUCAUGAUGAUCGUGCUACGCUCACUGCCUCAACUCCAACUCCGGGAUCUUCCACUGCUACGCCCUUAGUUCCUAUGCCUCCUCUAGCGCUGAUUAUGCACCGACAGAUGGCCAGCUCUAUUGAAUCUUCUCUGGAACUCCUUCGGACGUCAAUUGCUGUGCAACAGGAUGCUGCUGCUGGUUUAGAGAGUACACUGCUUGAGCAUUACCGUGAAAUUGCACGCUUGGAGGCUAGACAUGUUGCAAUUCUUGCAUCUCAGGCUUGUUCUACUGCCUCUGCUGGUUCUGCUUCUGAUUCUGAUCUAGAUGGGGAUGAUUCUGACUCUAGUUCUCUGGCAGCCCAUUAG
Ipomoea triloba (trilobed morning glory) is the source of this 885-nucleotide messenger RNA. RefSeq lists its product as uncharacterized. The record is from RefSeq and is a predicted model, not a curated record. The coding region runs from base 1 to 885 and encodes 294 amino acids. The transcript has a single exon. Lineage: Eukaryota; Viridiplantae; Streptophyta; Magnoliopsida; Solanales; Convolvulaceae.